CUCGACGUCGUCCUCCUGGAGACGACGCGCGCGGACGGCGCGCGCGCGAGGAUCGUCUACAGCACGACCGCGGAGGUGGACUGCUACGACCUCGAGAGGCUGUGCGACGACGUCGGCUGGCCGAGACGACCGAUAUCCAAGGUGAAAGCCGCGCUCGAGAACUCGUUCUGCGUGUCCUCGAGCUCGAGCGCUUCCUCCGCCGCGACGACGGACGGCACCCCGCCCGUGGGCCUCCCAGGGGUCAAGUACCCGAGAUCUCUCGCGUACGGCGAACGGAAGCUCAUCGGCGUGGCGAGAGCGACGUCGGACCACGCGUUCAACGCGACCAUCUGGGACGUCGUCGUGGACGGGGAGUAUCAAGGGAAUGGUUUGGGAAAGGCGCUCGUGGAGCAGACGAUACGGACGCUGAUGUCGCGGGACAUCGGGAACAUCACGCUCUUCGCGGACAGCAAGGUGGUGCCGUUUUAUCAGUCGUUGGGAUUUGUGAGCGACCCGGAGGGAAUCAAGGGGAUGUUUCUGUACCCG
Micromonas pusilla CCMP1545 is the source of this 525-nucleotide messenger RNA. RefSeq lists its product as uncharacterized. The annotation marks the transcript as partial. Lineage: Eukaryota; Viridiplantae; Chlorophyta; Mamiellophyceae; Mamiellales; Mamiellaceae. The record is from RefSeq and is a predicted model, not a curated record. Gene Ontology annotation, molecular function: N-acetyltransferase activity. The transcript is spliced from 2 exons. Gene Ontology annotation, cellular component: cytoplasm.